Myodes glareolus (Bank vole) is the source of this 1425-nucleotide messenger RNA. The record is from RefSeq and is a predicted model, not a curated record. Lineage: Eukaryota; Metazoa; Chordata; Mammalia; Rodentia; Cricetidae.
AUGACGGAUGAUGCUGUCAGUAUCGAGAGUGGCACAAACACAGAACGCCCCGACACACCUACAAAUACACCCAACGCGCCCGGGAGGAAAAGCUGGGGGAAGGGAAAAUGGAAGUCGAAGAAAUGCAAAUACUCUUUCAAGUGUGUGAACAGCCUCAAGGAGGAUCAUAACCAGCCAUUGUUUGGAGUUCAGUUUAAUUGGCACAGUAAGGAAGGGGAUCCUCUGGUGUUCGCGACCGUGGGAAGCAACAGAGUGACCUUAUAUGAAUGCCAUUCGCAAGGGGAAAUCCGGUUAUUGCAGUCCUAUGUAGAUGCUGAUGCAGAUGAAAAUUUUUAUACUUGUGCAUGGACGUACGAUAGCAACACCAGCCACCCUCUGCUUGCUGUUGCUGGCUCUAGAGGCAUAAUAAGGAUAAUUAACCCCAUAACCAUGCAGUGUAUAAAGCACUAUGUUGGCCAUGGAAAUGCUAUCAAUGAGCUGAAAUUCCACCCACGAGACCCAAAUCUUCUCCUGUCAGUAAGUAAAGAUCAUGCUUUACGAUUAUGGAAUAUCCAAACGGACACACUUGUGGCAAUAUUCGGAGGUGUGGAAGGACACAGAGAUGAAGUUCUGAGUGCUGAUUAUGAUCUUUUGGGUGAAAAAAUAAUGUCCUGUGGUAUGGAUCACUCCCUCAAACUUUGGAGAAUCAACUCGAAGAGAAUGAUGAAUGCAAUCAAGGAUUCUUAUGAUUAUAACCCAAACAAAACUAACAGGCCAUUUAUUUCCCAGAAAAUCCACUUUCCUGACUUUUCUACCAGAGACAUACAUAGGAAUUAUGUUGAUUGUGUGCGAUGGUUAGGCGAUUUGAUACUUUCCAAGUCUUGUGAAAAUGCCAUUGUAUGCUGGAAACCUGGCAAAAUGGAGGAUGAUAUAGAUAAGAUCAAACCCAGUGAGUCUAAUGUGACCAUUCUCGGGCGCUUUGAUUACAGCCAGUGUGACAUUUGGUACAUGAGGUUUUCUAUGGAUUUCUGGCAAAAGAUGCUUGCAUUGGGCAAUCAGGUUGGCAAACUUUAUGUUUGGGAUUUAGAAGUAGAAGAUCCUCAUAAAGCCAAGUGUACGACACUGACUCACCAUAAAUGUGGGGCUGCGAUCCGACAGACCAGCUUUAGCAGGGAUAGCAGCAUCCUCAUAGCUGUGUGUGAUGAUGCCAGCAUUUGGCGUUGGGAUCGACUUCGAUAAACUAUUUUUUCCUGGAAAACUAGAAUAUGUUGUCUUUGUAAAAUAGAAUUACUGUAUCUUGCUAGCAAGGGCAAUAGAGCAUUUAGACUUGUUUUUCAGCAUUCAAUCGGGCUGAGCUGAAUGUAGUGAUGUGUACCUUGUUUACAUUCUUUGUACUGUCUUCCUGCUCAGACUUUACGGCUUUUAAUAAAAAUUUAUUUUUGUAAA